AGUGACAAACUGAGAAACCAGUAAGCCAGAAAGAAAAAUGAGUGCCUUGGGAAAUCUUGUAAUAAUUUUCUUAAGCUUUCUGGGUCUGUGUUUUCUAUGGACUUUCAUCAAAGUGGUUCACAAACUAUGGUGGCGUCCUACUCGUAUGCAGAAGCUGAUGCGUUCACGAGGAAUCAAAGGCCCUUCUUACAGAUUCAUCCAUGGAAAUACCAAAGAAAUUUUGUAUAUGAAAAACAAAGCUAUGGAAAAACCCAUGAGUUUAUCCCACAACAUAUUGCCAACGGUUCAGCCUCACAUUGCUUCUUGGGUCAAAAUAUACGGAAAGAAUUAUCUGCAAUGGUAUGGAACAGAAGCUCAACUCGUUGUUACAGAACCAGAAAUGAUAAAAGAGAUAUUCAAUAAUAUACACGGAGCUUUCCCAAAAUUCGAGUUACAUCCCUUGAUAAAGAAGAUAAUAGGAGAUGGUAUUAUAAACAGUGAAGGUGAGAAAUGGACAAAAUACAGGAAAUUGUCCAAUCAUGCCUUUCAUGGAGAGAGUUUGAAAGGUCUGAGUCCUGCAAUGAUCACUAGCGUCGAGAAUAUGCUGGAAAGGUGGAAAUCAUAUGAAGGUAAAGAGAUCGAAGUUUAUGAAGAAUUCAGAUUGUUUACUUCCGAUGUGAUUUUAAGAACAGCAUUUGAGAAUAAUUACCAAAAAGGGAAGAACAUUUUUGAGACACUGGUGAGGUUGAUCGUGUUAGCAUCGGAUAAUAUUUACAAACUAAGAUUUCCUGGCAUCAGCGAAUUCUUCAAAACCAACAGCCAGAUUGAAUUAGACAUGCUUGAUUCACAAGUUGGCAAUAACAUUAUAGAGGUGAUCAAGGAAAGAGAAAGGAAGGUGAUAACAGGAAAAGAAGACAAUUUCGGGAGUGAUUUUCUUGGAUUACUUUUGAAGGCUCACCAUAAUGCCGCCGACAACGAGAGGAUUUCAAUAAAAACUGUGGUCGGUGAAUGCAAAACAUUUUAUUCAGCUGGACAAGAAACCACUAAUUCUUUACUCGCCUGGGUUGUUUUACUUCUAGCAAUCCACAAAGAUUGGCAAGAAGAACUUAGAAAUGAGGUGUUGAAUUUAUUUGGGAAACAAAACCCAAAUCCAGAUAACUUUGCCAAAUUAAAAAAAAUGGGCAUGGUCUUCAAUGAAACUCUCAGAUUAUAUCCUCCUGCAAUUAGUUUGAAAAGAAAAGUUGAAAGGGAAGUUAGAGUGGGAAAGUAUAUUCUUCCUGCUAAUCUGAAUCUGUUUCUCUCAGCUUUACCAGUUCACCAUGACUCUAAAAUUUGGGGAGAAGAUGUUCAUGAAUUCAAACCAGAGAGAUUCUCACAAGGGGUUGUUGGGGCUACCAACAACAACCCAGCUGCAUUUUUCCCCUUUGGAAUGGGACCACGAAAUUGUGUGGGGUCUAACUUUGCCAUCGUUGAGUCAAAGAUCGCUCUUUGCAUGAUUCUUCAACGCUAUAGCUUCACUCUUUCUCCAACCUAUGUCCACAUGCCCUAUCAUCUGGUUACUACUCGUCCAAUGUAUGGAAUUCAAGUAAUACUGGAACCUCUUUAAAGAAUAGGCUUGUACCAUGGUAUGAAAAUAAGCCCAUUAGCAUUAUUAGUUCUUAAACUAUAUUUAUAUUUGCAAUUUGAUCUUUAAACAUUUUUUUUGAUACUUUAAUUCCCAAACUUUAGUUUUUUUACAAUUUGAUUCUCAAAACUAUUUUUAGUUUAACUUUUAACAAUUUUGAGGUGUGCAAACCAUCCUCAAAAUUGCUAAAAAUUAUAUUACCAAUAGUUUUAAAGAUCAAAGUAUAAUAAAAUCUGAAGUUUAAAGGAUUAAAAUGUCAAAAAAUUGUUCAAUAACAAAAGUCCAUAUGUGAGAAAAGUUCAAGGACUAUAACAAGGCCAGCAACCUAUGAUGCUAUUGAAGAUUUUGUUAAAUAAAGGAUGUUUAUAUAGUCAAGAGCUAGGGUAACUAUAUCCUAGAUCCAAAUAAUAAUUAUCAGUUUAUCUAGUUUAAUGUUUCUACAUUAUAUAUAUAAAUUAUUGUCAUGUAUAGCUAAAUAAAGGAUGUUUACAUGGGCAAGAGCUAGGAUUGCUAUAUCUUAAAUACAAAUAAUAAUUAUCAGUUUAUGUAGUGUAACAAUUCUAU
Molecule: messenger RNA, 2167 nt
Organism: Ziziphus jujuba (common jujube)
Lineage: Eukaryota; Viridiplantae; Streptophyta; Magnoliopsida; Rosales; Rhamnaceae
Product: cytochrome P450 CYP749A22
Exons: 5
Coding region: 38-1585 (515 amino acids)
Molecular function (GO): iron ion binding; monooxygenase activity; heme binding
Source: RefSeq, a predicted model, not a curated record